AGAAGUAAAUGAACGACAGAAAAAAGCUCUUCUACGAAAUCAGGCGUUCUUAAAUGAAUUCAACGAGUUUGAGGCUCAGAUGAAAGCUUCGAGUUCAGAGCUGAUUGAGAAGAUGGAAGUAACUUUCUAGAAGACUUACUAAUAUGUUACUACGGGGGUUGCUGAACUGGUUUUGUCUAUUUUGUACAUCAGGAUGUUGGCCUAACUUCAUCCUGUAUUUUAGAGUGCUCUAAGUGCCAAUGUUUGGGAGUUAUCAUUAACAUUAUCUAGGUUAGGUCAGAAAAAGACCUCGAGUUGCAACGUUUUCAUAGAGACUUUGUUAUAAAACCCUUAGUAAAAUAUAAUUUUAUUACUUACAAAAAUCCUAAUGCAUUUCCUUGAAGUUAUUUCAGGGUAUGUUUCUAAUCUUGCUGGUGUGAUUGCCCUAAGUAGCCGCAGUUAAUUUUACUGCUGCUCAUCACACCGUUCUCAUAACAGAGGUGUCACUGACUCUCCUGUUAAAACAAAUUACCCUGUUGGAACUGUUUAGGCUGAAGCAGAUCUACAACAAGUCGCUAUUGGUUCUAUUUACUAAACAGUUAAGUGGCCAUACUUGAGCAGUGGUAAGAAAAAGAGCUUCUACCAGCAAACCGUUGCAUCCCUCAGGUCUUUUAAUAGUUUUGUAUGUAAACAGAUGUGGUUCAUUUGCUUUCAGAGCUGAAAAAUGCUGAACUUUUUUCUGGGUUGGUGAAGUAAAAUUCAAGGAGCGUUUCAUCACCUUUUAUAAUUGAAGUAUUGAUAUUUUGUGUCACUUUACCAAGGAAUAAUAUGGGAUGUUGCAAGGUACGGUGUGGAAGAGAAAUUAAAAGUGGGCUGUUGUUUCAAGAGGGUGGCUUGGCACGAGGUGGCAAGGAAGAAGGCUGCAGUGAGCAGAUGCCACAGGCUGCAAGGCAGGCUGGAAUUCAUGCCGAAACAGCUGUGUCCAGAAGCUUGCAUCACCCACUGCCAUUCUUCGUGGGCCACUGCAUGUCUGCCUGCAGCGUGCAGCAGGAACCCCCUCAGUCUGCUGCCCUCCCCAGCACACUGACAGCCUUGCAGGAUGAUAAGACAGAUGGGCAUCUCAUGCAAGCUGGUGGUGACGUGCAGCAUGCCAAUAAGCCUGAUGAGCAAGGUGGCAAGUCCUGUAUCCCCACGGGGGAGAAGAUGCCCAUCCGAGACAGCAGCUUGCACAGCAGUCUUCUGAAUUUUACAGAACAGAAAAAUUCCACUGCACUCUGCUCAACGUUACCUGAUGGAGGAAGUGUGCAGAGCAGGACUGCUGACUUAGCGAGUGACACAUCAGUGGAUGAGGUGGUGACCCACGAGCACCUGGUAGCAAGUGCCAAAGAAGUCUGUGAGCAGCCCGUCCUCUUGGCAUCUGCCUCUGAGCCCAGCAUCUCUGGACCCCGAUGUAACCUGAACACCCAGCAGGCAGCCAGCCAGGCCAGCAGCAGCAGCAGCAGCACCCACCCAGCAGAGAACUCCUCUUUGCAGCCACCCAGCUGCUGUGCAGCAGAGGAUGAGCCCUUGGGCAGCUCGGUGCCUGACGGCUCCUGCAGCCAGGAUGGCAGUCUGAAAGAAGACGUGGAGGCCAGUGAGGCAGCUGUCCUCUGUCAGCUCCCCAGAGGCAAGCCAGGCGGGGGGUGGGAUGUGGCCACACUGCAGGCCUCGCUGAAGAGCCACGCUGCCUUCCUGGAGGAGAAUGAGCACCUGUGUACUGAGGAGCUGGCUGCUGUGUCACACAGCGCGCUGGAUUCGGGCGAGGAGACACCAGGAAGCCAGGCUCCACCGCUGCUGAGAGAGGUCCUUACAGAACAGUGUGGAGAUGGGUCAUCUGUUCAGAGUAAUGAAUCAUCUUACAGCUUGCCAUCGAUCCCAAAUGACGGCAGGGAAAUGGAGCAGGCAAAACAUGUUCCGUGGCUCGACAGCAUGGGAAAGCAAGGUUGUGGUGUUGGAAAUAAUGGUUCCGAAGCAAAAGAAAGGCAAGAAAUGUGCUCCGAAAGCAGUUCAUCCAGUGAAAGAAGCGGUGACCUCUCAAGGCCUGAAUUCAGGAAGGGAGCAAUAACUGCUAUAAAAUCCAAAGGAGAUCCAACUGAAGGUGUGUCCUCAGAUGUCCACUUACCCCAUGGUGGUUUGUACAGCUUUCUCCAGAAGGCAGCUGGGACCCACUGGCUACUUCCCCAUUUCUUUCUGUUAUUGGGGAUUGGAGCUGAUUUUCUGCAGGUCCCUGCUCACAGCAAGCACCUCCUGCCCUGUGCCAAAUACAAGGCAAGGGAUGCACCUGUGUAAUGGGUAAUCCUGCAUGACAGAGAUGCAUGGGUUGUCACAAACGAGGUGUCAACAGUGAGCAAGAAAUAACACCUCUUGGGUCAAAAACUUGCCAGCCUGACAGAAUUACUCUGAGAGUGGUGCCAGCUACUGUAAGAGUGAAAUGUGGCCUUGGGUGAUGGUGCUGUCCUUGGGGCAGCAAUGUCAUCAUGCUGUGUGUGCUUAUUUCUCUCUGUGAUUCAGACCAAGUUCUAGAAGAGGCACUGACCAAAAGGGAGUCAAGUCCGUUUCUGUACCUGGUUGUAUAUGAUCCAAAUGUAUCUUUUUGUGCUGCAGGAGAAGUGUGGUUGGGCUGCAGUGCUUAAUGGCCACAUCACCAAAGUCUCUGUUUUUCUGGAAGCUGUGCAGGCCACAAGUAUGCUUAGUAGCAGUACUACUACAGCCCAGCUUGGCAGCUGCUUUUGUUGCAGUAGGAGUGCAAAAAACACCAUCUUCUCAUAUGUCUUCUAAUAUUUUGGCUACAGAGCUGACUGGUUUGGAAAAAAGAAAGCAAGCAUUCUGGGUAUGCAUAGAUAUGCUACUCGGGGCUGCCUGGCAUGUUUGAUCUUUAUCAUCAUCUGCAACAGAUCAAGAAGAAGAAAUGCAUAAAAAGUACAUUUCUAAUUCAGCAUAUUUUGGAACAGAACAGAAUUUACAUGUGGUGAUCCUCAGUGAUUUUCUGCUUUUAGUUGCUUUGUAAAAUCUACGCUGGUGUUGCUGUAUGGACAUCACAAUAAUUGGAUGACUCUAGGAGCUUCAUGCAUUUUUAAUUUUCUUCUUUUAAUUCCUUUUAUCUAAAAUUAAGUUCAUUAAACAUGAGAUUUUCUUUCGAAGGGAGAAACCAGGGGACACAUUAAAAAAAAUCUGUUCAUAAUUAUGAUAAGUUCAAAAGCAAAAAACAGCACCCCAAUUAAACCCUGCUGCAAAGCAGUACUGCAUCUUUGAAUACAGCCACAAAUCUUUGGGUCUAGUCCAUCAAAAACGAUUUUUAAAUGGUAACAAUAUUCUAUUUAAUAAAAAGAACGAGUAGCCGGAAAUGAGCUUUGAAGAAGGCUUGAAAAUGAGAAGAAAUGGUUAGUAUAGAUAUCUGUUGGCUUGUUUCAUC
Messenger RNA from Lagopus muta (rock ptarmigan), 3430 nucleotides. It is a transcript of the gene KIZ, whose product is annotated as kizuna centrosomal protein. The record is from RefSeq and is a predicted model, not a curated record. Lineage: Eukaryota; Metazoa; Chordata; Aves; Galliformes; Phasianidae. The transcript is spliced from 9 exons. Gene Ontology annotation, biological process: spindle organization. Gene Ontology annotation, cellular component: centrosome. Bases 808 to 2307 code for a protein of 499 amino acids.